This is a messenger RNA of Bombina bombina (fire-bellied toad), 2001 nucleotides long. Its product is annotated as coiled-coil domain-containing protein 177-like. The transcript has a single exon. Bases 52 to 1641 code for a protein of 529 amino acids. The record is from RefSeq and is a predicted model, not a curated record. Lineage: Eukaryota; Metazoa; Chordata; Amphibia; Anura; Bombinatoridae.
AUGUCUCCCUUAGCAACCAAGACAAGCUUGAGCUGAAGCCACCGAGCAGAGAUGGAGGACGGGCGCCGAUCUCCAACGCUACAACUAGACCUCUAUAACUUUGAAAAGGGCCACGGCAGUCGCUACGUGCUGACUAGUCCGCGCUCCCUGGAAGCCUGUUCACGCAUGGCGAUCCGGCCCGUGGAUCUCCUGCAUCGGACCCCUGAAGAGCUGGCGGAUGAGCAUCCAGGGGCCUCUAUGAGGCAAAUAAGUGAGAUGUACGAGGCUUAUGAGAAGGAGCGCAGGAGAAAGGUGAGACUGUGCAGGGAGACGAGGAGGCAGCUGCUGUGUGAUCAGGAAGAAAUGAAGUCCAAGUCGCUAGCUGACAUAUCCAGUGUGGGAACCAAAAAUCCCAUAGACUCUGUAAGGAAACCAGACUAUGCUCCCACCACGUCUUCAGAAUGGUGGAAGUUCCCUAGGGAGAAGGCGAAGGCACCAGCUAGCAUGUGCAAUGGGGAACCCUCCUUAGCUCCAGACUGGUGGGACAAAUCAGCUAUUUCCCAGUAUAGAGCACAGAAAAACCAGCCUCCACUGCGGAAGAGCCUGAGUAUGGAAGAUCUAACGUCGUCUGUUCGGAAGGUCAAACAGUUGGCCAGAGAAGUGGAGAGAGAAGCCCAAGUGUCAGUGUCCAGCCGAGAUAAGAAGAUUGCAGAACUGAUGUUAGUCAAGUAUCAAGAGGAGGAGAUGGCUAAGAAGAGGAGAGUCCAAAUGGAACAAGCAUGGGAGGGAGCGAUGAAUGAGGAGAAGAACUUAAAAGCAGCAUUACAGAAGGAGGGUUGGAGAUAUUUGUCCAGAAGCACUGAACGUCAGCAGAGGAAUACUAAUGCCAGGACAACAUGGGGUGUGAAAGAGGAUAAUGACCUGGAGAUAUCUGUUGGGGUUCACGGUGCAUUAAUUAACCAGUUAAUUGAUAAAAGGAUGAUUCAUGCCAUUAAAGCUAAAAAUAUGAAUGAACUGCAGAACAAGAUGAGCAUUAAAAUAAAAAAUGAACAUGAGAAACUCAGGCAUUCAAGAUUGAAAGAACAAGUGGAUAACCAGACAAAAGCACAGGAACUAUUUAAAAUGAUGUCAAUCCAACAAAAAGAGCAAAAGUCUGAAGAAAUGUACAAGCAGUUUAUUGAAGAAAGGAACAAAGAGCUAAAAGAAAGGGCAGCUAAAGAGGAGGAACAGAUACUAAAGGCGAAGAUUAGGGCUGAGCACCAAGAAAGGGAGCAGACAAAACACAGGCAGCGGUUAGUUCAUCAAACCGAUAAAAGAAUACAGCAAGCUAAAAAUUCUCAGGAGAAGGCCAUUCAGAGCAAGGCAGAAAAAACCAAAGAACUGAAUUCAACUAAAGAGAAAAUCCAUCAUUUCCUAAAGAAAAAAAUAAAUGAAAAGGAAGAAAUUAACAAAAUACAAGUGGAAAAACGGAUCCAAAUUAAGAACAGGAAAAGUGCCAAGUUGCUCAAGGAUAAAGAAGCAUUGGUUGAUGAGGGCCGCAGAAUAGCUAGGGCAUCUUUUCAGAUGAGAGAGAAAAUCAGAGAGCAGACCAGAUGUAGAACUUUUGACCAAAUGGCCCUCCAGGCCCAAUUAAAUGCAAGUCUGUUAAAAAAUACCAUAUGAAAAAGUCUUCCAACAACAUAUGUGCAGGCAAAUUAAUUCUUGGCAAAGACUCCAAAACGUGUCCAUCAAGUUCUAACAGCAUUUUUGGCAUGAUGCUAUUUGUUUAUAGUUAAAAGGAUAUUAAAGCCAGUUUCCUACAUGCAUAGUAUAUAUAGACAAAUAAACACUUUAUUGCAAAAUAUUAGUAUCCAAAAUGUUUAAAAGUAUUUAAAACUAAUUUUAUCUGCAAAAAUUCAUGCACUCCAAUUUUGCACUCCAGGUGCAUACCCCUUGAAAAGAUUCUUCAGUUUUCUUUCUAAUCCUUUAUUGUGGCUAGUUAGAGAUGGAUAUAAAUGAGCUCCCAUGCUGAUAAGCAGUACA